This is a messenger RNA of Pantherophis guttatus, 3669 nucleotides long. RefSeq lists its product as uncharacterized. Gene Ontology annotation, cellular component: membrane. Lineage: Eukaryota; Metazoa; Chordata; Lepidosauria; Squamata; Colubridae. The record is from RefSeq and is a predicted model, not a curated record.
CCCUGCUGACCUCCGUUCCGUUUUCUUUCCCGGAAAAGUGAUGCGAGCGAAACUGUCAGCAAGGGGUACCGACCGCAGCUGCCUGGUCUCGGGAUCGGGAAACCGACGCGGGGAACGAAAGAGUUUGGGGUCUGUGGCAAGUGCCGGCCAAGGCUUGCUAGCUUAGAGAAGGCAAGAAGCGGCUCUCUCGCGGAAAUGGCCAGCACUGUGACAGAGCAUGGAAAUGUGAGGAUCAUCACUCAAACGGUCCAACAGACAGGUUCUCUGCCAACACCGACAGCUACAGUCAGAGUGGUUGACUCUGCUUCUGCAGCAUCUCAGUUCCUACUAACCCAUAACAAAAAGAUCAAGAAUACUCUGCUCAAUGUAAUUGGGAUCUUACAGAUUGUUUUUGGAGCUACCCAGGUGAGCUUUGGGAUUGCCCUGACAGCAGCUCAAGAAAGCUUCACCAUCACUGUGCAAAGUGGCAUUUACUUCUGGAUUGGGAUCCUGCUCUUGAUCACUGGGUCCUUGUUGUUAGAAGUUGAGAAAAGACAGUCUGAUCUGCUAGUGCAUUCUGCUUUCUAUGUCAACGUGACAUUUUGUGUAGUUGGACUGGUUGCAAUAAUCCUACAUGGUAUUGAGAUUGCACAAACUGUUAAAGAAGAAAACCCAUGUGACUCGAAACCCAGUCACUACUGCCAAAAUUUUCAUCAGACGCUGUCAUUUGGCCUGAACUCUGUGUUCCUCAUCUUUGUGUUUCUUGAAGUAUCCUUAGCUAUCACGGCCAUCAUUAGGCUCAAGAUUCAAAAGCAACAGAUCUAUCAACGAAUGGCAUCAUGAAGACAAGUGGUUUCUCUUCUUCUGUCACACAAUGCUGAAUAUUUACUCUAGAUGCUUCCCUGGCUUGAAGCUACUGUAUAUGAGUGUGAGCUUCCUAUCUUUAUCUUCCCUUCUCUUGCUAAAUCCCCAAAAUCUGCCUCAACGCAGAAAUGGAGAACAAGUUUUGUAUUUGUUUAUUAUGAGCUUCUUCUAUAUAGGACAGCCACGAGUUUAUCCUAAAUGGAAGGCCUGUCACAUUUCCUGCAUUAUGAAGCAUCCUCUGUAGUUUCAUCCAUGUUCAUAUCCUGAAAAGCACCAAUCAUGAUGUGUGCUGGCGGUUCUAAAUUUUAUAAUACAAGGGCUUUACCAUCACUCCCAUUUGUAACUCUUUGGGGUCUUCAUGAAGAAGAGAUAGAUUAUCUGCAAGUGGUUUCCCCCUCCCCCCCCAAGAGGCCAUCUGUUUGGAAGUGCCUUAAAUUUGCAUAUUUUCCUCUGUGUGUUUGUACUAGGGAGAGCUUUUCCUAAGUAGGCUUCUGAGUUUUUUCAACUUUACUUUUUUUAUAUAUAAGUAGUAUUACAAUUAAAAGAUGACAGAAACUAUCAAGAACUAAUGUUUAGAAUAAAAAGGAAGAAAGAAAAGAAAUAGGAAAAGCACAGAACAAGUGCAGAAAAGAAAUAUAAAGAAAUGAUUUCUGAUUUUAUAGAGUCGUGGUGGCACAGUGGUUAGAAUGCAGUAUUCCAGGUAUAACUCACUGCCCACUCCAGGAGUUAGAUUCUGAGCAGCUCAAAGUUGACUCAAGCUUUCCAUCCUUCAAGGGUCGGUAAAAUGAGGACCCAGAUUGUUGGGUCCUCAUUUUUGUUAGAAAAGCACUAUAAAAUGGUAUAUAAAUCUAAGUGCUACUGCUAUUUUUAUAGCAGUUAUAAGCAUAAAUGUACAUUAAGCUUUUACCCUAUAGUUACAACACUUUUUACAUUUUUUAAAUAAUUAUUUUAUCUUCUAAUGAUCCAAACCAUGUACGGUAAUUUCAUUUUUUUUAGUUUCACAUAAAAAGUCCAUAAAGGUUUCCAAUCAGCACUGGGCUGUAUUAUAAGAAAUGCAUUGAUUAGAAAUCAGAAAGGUGGUUUGUACUGAAAGCAGAGAAAGUUGUUCUGCUAAAAUUAGUUUAUUUUUGUUGCCCUGGAGUUGAGUUUUACUUUAUUUUAUUAAAAAUACCGUAGUAAAAGAGAAUGGGAGAUACGUUACCAACUAAUUACCAGGGAUGUGCUGCCUUUAGGAAAAAAGGAAACUACCCCUGCCAAAGGAGGAAUCGUUCAAUUCAUGGCUGAGAAGCAACCUAUCAGGAACUUGAACCAAAUUUCUUAAGCCUUGAUCACACUGAUAUGAUACAGAAUUAUUUCUGAACGCAAAAGAAACAAAUGGUUAUUGGCCAGCUUGUGCAUUCAGCAAAUAAAUAACAGCCUAAAUACUUAUCUUGGUCCAGCAUAUGCCAUUUACCUUAGUAUCUCCACUUGUAGCAAAGGCUUAGCAUUUAAUUCUAAUGAACACAUUAGAAUUAAAUGUGUUCCACAGCUUCAUAGAUCCAAUUUAUCCACUCAGAUUGAUAAUGUCUAUUUUUAUCAGAUCAAUUUUUCUGAUGUUUUGUGAGGUCUUGUUCGUUUUGCCUUCAUAAACUAUUUCCACAUGAAAUGCUUACUUUUUAAUUUAUCUGUUCUAGAGAAACUUUUGUGCCCACUCUGCUUCUUAGAAGUGCCCGCCCAUGAUUAAAUUUCAUAAAUACAGAGGUGAUAUCAGGCCCAAAACUAAGAAUGACACAUGGUGAACCUUGCAAAUUGAAUUUGUUAUUAUUUCAUACUUAUAGACAGAAUCUUGCCAGAUUGAGGACAGUACUAUCUGCAUCUACCAUAUACUCUGUGAACAAUUUUAGGGAAGUGCUGUUUUCACCCUCUUUCUCUCACACGUAACAUUUGGACCAAGUUUGCCUCUUAACACCUCUGGACUGCAUCCUUUCCCUCCUAGAUUUCAUGACAUCUAUUACAAGCACUUUGAUGCAAAUAAAAUGACCUUAUUAUGUUUACAGCUUUACUUGUAAAGCUGUGAAACAAAGAGCCAUUUCACCAAGUAAUCUGUGCUUCAACUCAAAAUCAUCAUGAAUUUUAGGGCGUUUUUGUAGAUCUCUUUUGUAAUAAGACAGAUCCCCGAGUGGCUGCAUAGCUGCAUGUAGUGCUUGUGCAAACAUUAUGAGUACUUCCAUUUCUAAUGUUUGUUUGUUUGUUUGUUUGUUUAAUAUAGUAAUGGGUGCUUAUUGUAACGGGAAAAAGUGAAACAAGUGCCUUUAGAUUUCUAAACUAUGUAAAUAUGACUUGUCAUGUUCACAUUGAUAUUUGCAUUGAAGUAACUAUUCUUAACAGUUGCAUUAAUACUACUUUGGAGAAUGUCUGUUAACAUCUGAUAACAAUUAUCAGAAAUUGUACUUAAUGUAAAUCAGUUUUCUAGUCUUUUAUUAGGAUUAUGUAAAAAUCCAGCUCUGAAAGGAAAACAUGGUUUAUAGAAUGUGUGCCUGCUUUUGGUAGCAUUUGCUGGGAAUACUGUAAAUUAAAUAAUCUUUUCCCAGGUUUGUGUAUCAGUUAUGGACCAGAACCCAACAAAAGAUACAGUUGCUUUAAGAUAUUCCUAGCAGGUGCUACAUACAGUAAUCUCCCAGGCAUUUUUGAAUCAGGAUCUCUGUACUGUAGAGCCCUAUGUUUCUAUAUAUUAUUUCUGAAUAAUUGUAUUACAUUAAGUGUUCAUUUGAUUUUUUUGUAUUCAGAUUACAAAGCCAAAUUUCUUGAUGUGAGUAAGUAUGCUAAUAAAUGUAAGGUAGAAACUUC